AUGUCUAUUAGGCAUGUCCCCGGGACCAAGAACGUGGUGGCUGAUGCUCUGAGUCGUGACCCUUUCGUGAAGCCUGUCAGCCAGCGGCUCCUGUCUGAGUCAUACACAGAUCUGUUGCAGCAAGCCUCUGACGUGGACAACAGUUGUGUUCAAGAUGUAUUUCGCCUCACUUGUCAUCCUCAGGCCAUGACUGACUCCUCCCUCAGUGCUGAGCAACCCCUAUCCAUGUCAGGUGAUGACGUGUCAGCUGCUUUGGACACACAGGAUGCCUGGGACCGUGGAACUCAGCAGAGGGCCAUUUCCCUUGGUGAUCAUCUGGAGGGCCUGGGUAAUGGUGGUCAAGACACACUUCACACAUGGUCGACGGAAGAGCUGAGGGCUCGCCAGCUUCAGGAUGCUGCCAUUGCAAGAGUGAUUUUCUUUGUUGAUCGGAAACUGAGACCAUCAAGGCGUGAACGUGCCCACGAAAACCACCUGGCCUUGAAGUUGCUGAGGCAGUGGCAGAGAUUCCAGCUGAAGGAUGGAAUUCUGUACCGAGUUUUUAAAGACCCGCUUACCAACAUCAAGAGGUUUCAGUACGUCGUGCCCGACUCUCUGAAGAGUGAUGCGUUGGCUGGUGUUCAUGAUCUGGCUGGUCACCAGGGUCAGCCCCGCACCCUCUCCCUUGCCCGGCAGAGAUUCUUCUGGUAUGACAUGGAGAAGGAUGUCAGGAACCAUGUCAAGACCUGCAUGAGGUGUGUUCUCAGCAAAACCCCUGAGCCAGCUGCCAGAGCUCCCCUGCAGAGCAUCAGAACAUCUGCCCCCCUGGAGCUUGUCUGUAUCGAUUUCUGGUCAGCUGAGGACAGAAACAACAAGUCCGUGGAUGUCCUGGUCAUCACUGACCACUUCACCAAAAUGGCCCACGCGUUUCCCUGUCAAGAUCAGACUGCUAAGAAGGUAGCAAAGAAGCUCUGGGAUAACUUCUUUUGUGUCUACGGCUUUCCCACACGCCUGCACUCUGACCAGGGAGCAUCUUUUGAGAGUGACCUCAUUGCGGAGCUUAUGGAGUUAGCUGGCGUCCACAAGUCUCACACGUCUCCUUACCAUCCGAUGGGCAACGGUGGUACAGAGAGAUUCAACCGGACGUUGGGAAACAUGCUGAGGUCCCUGCCUCUACAGUCAAAACAGAAGUGGCCCCAGAUGGUUCAGACCAUGACGUUUGUGUAUAAUUGUACAGUACAUGAAACGACUGGGUUUGCGCCAUUCUAUUUGAUGUUUGGCAGGGUGCCGAGGCUGCCUGUUGACCUGAUGUUCAGGAAUGUGAGCCAUGAUGAGGGGAUUGCAGACUACGACACGUAUGUGAAGUCCCUGGCCUGCGAUCUCCAGUCAGCCAUGCAAGUCGCUCAGAGGAACUCAAGGCUUGAACAAAGACACCAGGCUGACCAGUACAACAAAAGAGUGAAGGGGCUGGCGCUCUCCAUCGGUGACCGUGUUCUUGUAGCCAACAAAGGGUGCAGAGGAAAACGUAAGCUUGCUGACAGAUGGGAGCAUGAUGUUUACAUUGUUGUGGCCUCAAAGCCUAGUCUCCACAUCUACAAAGUCCAGGACAGCGAAGGUAACACGAGAGUGCUUCACAGAAACCUCCUGCUUCCUGUCAAUUUUUUGCCACUCAGUGUCUCUCCGGACGAUGCCACUUUGAGCCAAGAAGCAGGAUUUGACUUCUCGGGUGAGUCUGUGUCUGAAGCCCACCUGUCAGACCACUCUUUUGAGGAUGCCCUGCCCCCUAUUGGCGCUGACCUGUCAUGCCAGGAUGGCUCUCUUGACCGCACCUCUUCCUGGGUCGCUGAACAGUCUUCCAUCCAGAGUGACUUUGAUGUGUCUGAUGUGGCUGUUUCUGGUUCCUUCCAUACUGAUGUCGCCUCUACUGUGGCUGUUCCUGGGUCCCUACAUUUAGAUGUGCCUCUUUGUGAUGUCCCUGAUGCCUCUGUUGGUGCUGAGGUUGACCCUGGUGAUGCUGCACAACAUGUCACAUUUGCUGCCCCUCCUAACCCCCCACACAACACUGACCAUACUGACUUCACUGCCCCUCCUAUCCCCGCACGCAACACUGUUACUGACCAUCCUGACUACGUUCAUCCCCUUCCUACAUCUAGGUUUGGUAGAGUUAUUCGUCCUGUAUGUAGAUUGAUAGAAUCUAUGGCUCAGUUGCAAAGCAUCCUGGGUGGGGAUGAGGCUGUAGGUCAUGUUAUUCAUGUGUAGCUUACUGUGUGAGGUAAUUUCAGGUUUGCCUUACGGCAUGACUUCAGAGUCAGUUUUCCGUGUGAGAAUUGAUUUUCUGGUGUGCAUAAUGUAUGCCACAGUUGUUGUGAAAUACUGUUAGUUUAGCCAUACUGUUGAGGUGUAUAUGGCACCUCAUCUACCCAGUGGGUGUUCUGGGACUUGAUGCCCCCAGUUCACGUCUGACCUUUCUAGGUAGCUGCCAUGCUGGUGUUUGUGUUGGCUGUUGAUAGGAUUUUUUUUUUCUUGUAUGGGUUCGUUAUCUUUGUGUAAUUCUAGAGGGGUGAGUGUAACAGGUCACAUUUCUAUUGUUUUAUAAUUACACAAAGAUGGUUUUUGCCUUGACACACUGCCUUGUAUCGCCAGUACAGUGAGAGUCCUAGUGGGCCUCCGUAGUCUCCCGCCCCCUCUAAUGUAUCAAUUUUUCAUAUUCAUAUUUCGCUGUGCCCUUCACCUCUUCCCUGUCUCUGUCACUUUGGGGAAGAGGAGUUGGGGGAAGGAGAACCUACUGCCUGCUUCACUGUAUUGUCCCUAUUGUUUUGCAGGUGUGUCAUUGUUUUCUGUUUGUUUAUCACUUUGUCAUGGUGUUAUUUUGCUUGUAACCUUGUACAGUUAAUUAGCAUGCUAGCUCCCGCUAGCGUAGUUGCUAACUAAGUUAGCCAUACUAGCUAGCUACUUCCAUUAGGUCUCUAUCAGGAGCUAGGCUAGGUAGCAUAGUUUAAUGGUUAAAUCCUAGCGACUAGUUGUAUUAACCUUUUAAAUGUAAUGAUUGAUGUUACUUUUAUUUUAUAUCUUGUAUUUUGUAUUUAGUAUGUUUUGUGUGGGUUACUUGUGCUUUUUGGCCCUGUCUCUGUCACUUUGGGGAAGAGGAGUUGGGGGAAGGAGAACCUACUGCCUGCUUCACUGUAUUGUCCCUAUUGUUUUGCAGAGAGAAUAAAAGCCCGCGAAUACAUCGUCA
Molecule: messenger RNA, 3214 nt
Organism: Alosa sapidissima (American shad)
Lineage: Eukaryota; Metazoa; Chordata; Actinopteri; Clupeiformes; Clupeidae
Exons: 2
Coding region: 1-2238 (745 amino acids)
Biological process (GO): DNA integration
Molecular function (GO): nucleic acid binding
Source: RefSeq, a predicted model, not a curated record